AUGUUGACAUCAUCCAGACUCCGCGCCAAAGACAUCGCCGUCGCAAGACAAGGCAUCUCUUCCAGGUGGGUGACACAUCUCAUUAUCGUUUGCAUUGGACUCACCCUGUGGGCAGUGCCACAGAUUACUUCGCAGGCCGAAGACUCGAAACCAGCCGUCACCACAACCGAGCCACUCGCUCCUCCACCCAAGCCAUCCAACCCAGCCGAGACCCCAGAUUAUUUUUCUGCGCUGCACAAUACCUCCAACGGCAUUGCGCAAGAGUUUAACCCAUUUGAGCAAUCAUUCGGCGCGCCUUCGUCGGAAACACCGGGCAAGAGUCUUCUACCUGGUGUAGCAGCCCUCACAUCACCAGCGAUUCCCGGCGCCAAUUCCGGAGGAGGCUACGGCUGGCAAGGUGGAUCAUUGCGGUCUGGGCCAUUGAGCCCUGCUAUGCUACCUGGUCCGCAGUCUGGCGACUACUUUGAUAGUAUUGGACGCGGCUUUCCUACCCCUAACGAGUCCUCGCUGAGGACUGGUCUGACCCCUGGCGGCGGCGGGUCUAUGUUCCCGGCCCCCAGUCCGAACUCUCAAGCUUUGUUCCAACAACUCCAGAGUGGUGGAGCCACUCCUGGUACACUCGACUUUCAUCGCACUGCUAUGAACGCAGCUGCGCGCAACAAGAACAAUCAAUACCCAAGCACAUCCAAUCCCCAAGAAACCACCACCAUGGAUGCUCAACACGAUGCUACUGACGCAGCCAAUGGCCUCUUCAUGCUCGCCAAAGGCGCCCAGGCCAAUGGGCAGUUCGCCGUUCCUAACCAGAGCGCUCAGCAAAUGCUGACCCGGAGUAGCGAGCGAAGGACGACGGGCUCGGCUGAAGGCAGCGCGAACGGUGAAGAUGGUGAGAGCCCCGAGGCUACUCCAUCUAACCGUCGUGGCAAGAAGACUACCACAAAGUCCGAGCAAGCCAACAAUCGACGAAAGUCGGAGGCUUCAACUAAAGGUAGCAACAAGCGAGCCAAGAACAACAACGGCACUGCCAAUGUUGAUCCGGCUUUAGACCCACAUCCGGACGAUGACGACGAGGGAGAUGAUGAUGAUGAUAUGGACGACGACCAAGACGGCGCUCAGCCUCAUGGCAAGGGAAAGAUGACUGACGAGGAGAAACGCCGGAACUUCCUCGAGCGAAAUCGCGUUGCUGCCUUGAAGUGCCGUCAACGGAAGAAGCAGUGGCUGGCUAACCUGCAAGCCAAGGUGGAGAUGUACUCUGCCGAGAAUGAAUCUCUCAACCAGCAAGUUGGACAACUACACGAGGAAAUCCGCAGCCUCCGCGCGUUACUCAUGAGCCACAAGGACUGCCCUGUCGGACAUGCUCAGGGCAUCGGCCAGUUCUUGAACGGUGUGCAGGAUCCCAAUCAAUUCAACGUCCACGCCAACCCAUACGGCAUGGCCAACAUGCAAAAUGGUGCUAUGCAGGCGGCCAUGCAGCGCUCGUAG
Cyphellophora europaea CBS 101466 is the source of this 1479-nucleotide messenger RNA. RefSeq lists its product as uncharacterized. Gene Ontology annotation, molecular function: RNA polymerase II cis-regulatory region sequence-specific DNA binding; DNA-binding transcription factor activity, RNA polymerase II-specific. The record is from RefSeq and is a predicted model, not a curated record. The coding region runs from base 1 to 1479 and encodes 492 amino acids. The transcript is spliced from 2 exons. Lineage: Eukaryota; Fungi; Ascomycota; Eurotiomycetes; Chaetothyriales; Cyphellophoraceae. Gene Ontology annotation, biological process: regulation of transcription by RNA polymerase II.